Cynoglossus semilaevis (tongue sole) is the source of this 4863-nucleotide messenger RNA. It is a transcript of the gene tmem131l, whose product is annotated as transmembrane 131 like. The coding region runs from base 186 to 4727 and encodes 1513 amino acids. Gene Ontology annotation, cellular component: membrane. Lineage: Eukaryota; Metazoa; Chordata; Actinopteri; Pleuronectiformes; Cynoglossidae. The record is from RefSeq and is a predicted model, not a curated record. The transcript has 34 exons.
ACAGUGGAGAGUGUGUGCUGUACAAUGUGGUGUAGCAGGCGGGGAGGGACAGAGGCAGGAAGGAGGGAGCUGCUGCUGCUGCUGCUGCUGUCUCUGUUGCUGCUGUCUCCGCUUCUGCUCGGCGAGAGAAGAAAGACCAACGCGGGGGCGACACACAAGGUAGGCUGCUAACAAGAGAGGGCAGCAUGGCGGGGCUACAGGACUUCCAGCAAGGCAGCCACUGUCACAGGAAAACGUGGAUCAAUAUACUACUAGGACUAUUACAAUUAAUUCUCCCUUGCGUCCAACACGGAGGGGCUCAGCUGCAAGCUCUGAGUCAGAUGUCCACCAGCGUGGUCGAAGUGUGGCAGCCAGAAGAUGCAGAGCCAUUAAUUCCCAUUCAGGUGGAAAAGGAGCAAAAAAGAGAUGGUCUCCCAUUGGAAGACAGCUCCUCUCCAUAUUCACAUGAGAAUGGGAGACCCUUACAUUUUCAGCCACCAGUGUUGGACUUUGGGACCCAACCACUGGGCCUGCCAAGAGCUGAGACCAUAUAUAUACACAACCCCAGCCAGGAAGUUCCUGUGACACUGCUGUCAAUGUUUACAUCCAGCAGACAUUUUUACAUACCUUCCUUUCACAGAAGAAUUAUCCCACCCAGAGGGAAGGCAUCUUUUAAACUUAUUUUCCUCCCGUCUGAGGAGGCCACUGUAGAAAACACAUUAUUUAUAAACACAUCAGCCCAUGGGCUUCAUUCAUACCAGCUCUUUGGUGUGGGAGUUCACCGGGGCUCGUUAAAGUCUGUCCAGAGAAAGGACAGUCUGCUAAUAUUCCCUCAUAUCCAGAGCAUUAAGCUGACCCAAACUCAGGAAGAUGCAUCUAAUAUCACUAUACUGGGUUUACUCCUGGAGUGCACCAUCCCCAAGAGUUUGUUCAACAAUCCUCGGGGGUCCUGCCUCCAGAACGAGGAGCACCUCAGUCUCCAGAUCAAUCUGUCAGUGCAUGGUGACCGACCAGCUGACCUUGACAAGCUCAAGCCUUACGUCAUUGAGCACAUACUCGUGCUGCUGGUGGCCCCCACUGCUGGAAAGGCUGCAGUAGGAGAACCCAAAAUAGGAGUUUAUAUGUUAAAUUCUGGAGCCAAGAAGCUCUAUGUAAAGGAUGUGCAGGUUCUAUCAAAGGUGGAGGUCAACCUGGAAUUCAAUCAAGUUCCUCUCAGACCAGAAGCAAAAAACCUCAGUGAAGUUGCUACUCUGACCUGCAGAGGAUCUUUGCCGGGCCAAGGCAGGAAAUGCAUAAAUCUUAUCAAUUUAAAAAUUUUGGGAAACAGAACAACACGUGGAUUCCCUGGGUUAGAGGUCACACACAGCCUGAUUGAGAUGAAGCAAAGUGCAGCAGACCAGGUGGAUCUGUGGCUGACCAACACACUCAUGCUGCCUCUUACUGUGAUGAACGUCAGCCUCUCUCAGAAGCUGCGGGGUGUGAUGAAGGUGGUGAACUUCAGUGGUCCGCUCACAGUUCCUCAAGGCUGCUGGCAGAUCCUGUCCCUCAAACAGCUGACUAAGGCUCUGCCUGUUAGUCUUCUGUCCACGCUGAGGCUGGAGACGAGUUUAGGGUCACCACUGAAUGUUCCCCUCCUUUUUCAAUCUACUCCUUCCAAAGUGGGACACAUUAUGUUGGAGGCAGAGCGAGAGUGUGGGCGUCCUUGCCAUCUUAGGCUGUCUGAAACAGGGCGAGUGGAGUGGCAGCGUUCCCUCCUGCCAGACUUUUCCUCUACAUCCUGGGCUGUGGACAGCAAACUAGCUGUUGAACUCUGCUCUGAAUGGCAGAGCUACAAGGACAAACUUCCUUGCAGUUCUUUCAGAUGGCCCAGACUCCCCGUAGAGACAUCUGCUCCUCUGGAUUUUGGUCCAACACCUGUUAACGAAAGCAAGGCAAAGACCUUUAUGCUGAAGAAUCCGUCUUCUUCAGUCGUGUCUGUGGAAAUUCGCCUCCUCUCCCUGUAUCCGGCUCCUAUAGAGGCUCUGGAUCUCCUCACCAAAUGGUUUAAUAUCAGCCCGCUUUCCGUCAACAUCAGCACCAGAGAGUUUUCUCUUUUCGCUUCUCCGCUCAAGGCAGGUGAGAGUGUGGAGCGAGCGACAAGGCAGGGUGUGUUACGUCUGCUGCUGCAGCCCUGGGAGUCCAGAGAAGUCUCUGUGGUCUUCACGCCCUCUGAACACAAACCCACCACUACUAUUCUUAUUAUCAGGAACAACUUAACCGUGUUUGAUAUGGUGAUGGUAAAAGGCCACGGUGCCAAAGAGCUGCUCAGAGUUGGAGGUAAAUUACCUGGCCUCGGAGCUUCACUGCGCUUUAACGUUCCCCAAUCAACCCUAAUGGAGUGCCGUGAUGGUCUGCGUACAAACAAGCCACUUUUUGCCAUCAGAAAAAGUUUUAAAGUAGAGAAUGCAGGAGAGCUGCCUCUGACCGUCAUGUCCAUGAAUAUAAAUGGAUACAAGUGUCAGGGGUUUGGCUUUGAGGUUCUACAGUGUCGCUCCUUCAGCCUGGACCACAACAGCUCAGCUGAGCUCACGAUCGCGUUCACUCCAGACUUUACUUCGUCCUGGGUGAUACGGGACCUCACCCUGGUCACGUCUCGCGGCACCUCUUUCACUUUUACCCUCAACGUGACGCUUCCCCACCACAUGUUGCCUCUCUGUGCUCAGGUGGUUCCUGGACCGAGCUGGGAGGAAACCUUCUGGGUCAUCACUCUCAUCUUUACAUGCUUUUCGCUGUUUGGUGUGUGUUUGAUGGCCUUCCAUCAGGCUCAGUAUAUUCUGAGUGAGUUCUCCUCAGCCAGCAUCAGAAGCAGCCACAACUCUGUCCUGUCCCGGGACAACAGCUCUGUCAACAAUAUCACUCCAAAUGGAGUCAAUAAAACAAAGGGAAGUUGCAAGAGUUAUGUGGACACCUGUCACACCUCUGAUAAAGGUAAGGGGCGUGGCUCUCCAGCCUUGGCUAAUAGCGCCGCCCCACGGCCUCAGUCUGCAAAGAAAGGGUCUUCAACUACCCAAUCCCAGCCUCAAAAGAAACACAAGGUUUCCCUCUAUUACACCAAAUACAAGUCCAGUCCAAUGACGGCAGCACCAGGUGCUGUGACAAUGGAUGAAGAUAACGAGGAUUUGACCCCUGAUGCCCCUCUUACCCCAGACUCUGAUGUUUGCAACAACAACAUACCGGCCUUCAUUAGUGAAAUAGACAAAAAGAUGUCAGCAGACUUCAGAGAAGAAACCCAAAGCGCAAUGGAAGAUCAGAGGCCUGCAGUUAUGUUUCCCAUGGAAAUGCCUGCUGGCUUCCCAGAUAAGGUCACUUUAAGUCCAGGACCUAAACCAGGUCUCAUAGUGUGCAGUCCUGUGGAGCCCAUCGCUGAAAAAAGGGAAUGUUCUGAAGUAGAGUUCAGAGACUACGGUAAAGGCCAGAAAAAGAAAGCACAAGGCCCAGAGUCAGUGACUGCAGCAGGAAAUAACAAGGGAAAGAUGAGUCGCAGGAAGAUAGCAAAUAACUCCAGCCCUCCAGAGCACAACGUGCUCAUAAUGUCAGAGAGAGAAAAAGAGCCCGAGUGGAAAACAGGGGACCAUAACAGCAGUGGAACACGGAGCAGGAACCACUGCUGCAACAGUUCCAAGACAGAAAUGCCAAAGCCUCUGCGUAGCGAUGAGAGUCCUCUCAAACUAAACGGUGUGUGUCCGGCCCGUGCUCGUAGAAAGUGCGCCACAGAGCGACGUGGUGGUGUGUGUGAGUCUGGCUCAGACUCCGGCAGUUCAACAGGCAGUGUGAGGGCCAGUAGAGGGAGCCGUGGCAGCUGGAGCAGUGCCAGCAGCAUGGAGGGCGACAAGGAUCCGAGUUCAAAGAUGCACGCCUGCACUACCUCAUCUAGAAAAAGGGACUCCUUGCAGUACAGUGUCUACCCUGUAGAGAGAGACUGCUAUCACACCAUGAAUACAAACUACAAGGCUCACAGCAUGAACAACUUGUAUCGUAAAGACAUGUGCCAAAGCCCAGAGCCCGCACCCCCGAGUUUUGCCCCAAGUUUUGCUGCAGUUGCUGCAGGUGUGGACAGAAAUAUGGAGCUGACCGGUCAGUACAUGCCUGAGGAGACGUGGUCCGCCCCCUCCAUUCCUCUGACCAACGAAUUCAGAUACAACACCACUGAGGCAAUGCCCUUCAUACCUCAGCCACCAGCCCCCAGGCCAUACAAUGGAUAUACAUGGAGUAACAACAGCCAGUGCAACAACCCCUACACCUACUGUGAGGAGGCCAACUACAUAGGUAAUGGAACAUUUCCCAGUGGUUUCUCUGCUCAGGAGAGUCAGAGCACACACACCAAUCAGAGCUGCUGGACAGAGGAGCAACCGCAGGAGUCGCCCUCAACCUGGGACACAGGAGCCUGUGUGGGCAGCAAGCCAUACUUUUCAGGUACACGCAGCCUCUCCCCCAUGUCCAGUCUGUUCGGUUCCAUCUGGACGCCACAGAGCGAGCCCUACCAGAGCCACUUCCAACCAGAGAGAUCAGCCCCCAUAACGCCCGUGUCACCCAUCAGCCCGCCUCUCUCCCCCUACAGUCGGGAGCCAGAGGGAGGAUGCCGACCCAUCCAGUACUCCAGCUUCAACCCGUUUGGGCCACACAUGAACCUGGACAUAUGGAACUCUUCGUCCAACCGCAGCUCCAACUCACAGCUGUCCAAUGACUCCGGCUACUGCGGAGAUGCUUGAGAAGAAGAAGAAGAAGAAGAAGAAGAGAGGAGGAGGAGCGGAGGAGAGAGAAGCAGAGUCGAACAGUCAUUGGAAACAUAUAACAGAUUGAUAUGUAAAAGAAAGGAAAUAAAAAUGAAUGUUCUUUUUAUCAUUA